CAGAUAAGCGUAUCUACAGCCUUCCCAUGGUCUAGCCGGUGUACAAUGACUCUAGCGAGCAGAGAAUUAGUUUCUUUCAAAUUCUCGUUGAAGACGCAUCUCAGUCCGCCUAGCUGCGCUAGAAUCUAAUUUAGUCAUAUCGAAUCCAAUCAAAUCUAAAAUGGGGAAGCCAAUUUUGUACGGUAUGGAGAUCAGCACGGUGGUACGAAGUGUCCUUAUGGUGGCUAAGGCUAUAGAUCUCGAUAUUGAGUACCGAGAAAUUGAUCUUUUCGCCGGGGAUCACUUGAAGGAAGAGUACUUGAAAAUGAACCCACAGCACACCAUUCCUACAUUGGAUGACAAUGGGGAAUACCUUUGGGAAAGCCACGCGAUUGCUCCGUAUCUCGUCGAAAAAUACGCAAAGGACGAUAGCCUUUUCCCCAAGAAUGAUAUCCGCAAACGUGCAAGAAUCAAUCAGCGUUUGCAUUUCGAUAAUGGUGUCUUGUACGGGCUUUGUAUCCGCGGUAUUGUGAUGCCAGUUUAUACGCAAAACAAAUCAACUAUUUCGCCGGAAACUAUCGAUGAUGUUAAUAAAGCGUACGUGCAUAUGGAGAAGUUUUUGGAGAAGGAUCUGUACUUGGUUGGUGACUCUCUGACGAUUGCAGAUCUAGCCUGUGGUGCCAGUAUCUCUGCUUUGUUCGAGUUUGUCCCGGCUGAUCCAGCUAAAUAUCCGAAACUACUUGCGUGGUUCGAGCGAAUUAAGGCUCUGCCGUACUACAAGGAAGCAAAUGAAAAGGGCAAUAUUGCGUACAUCAAAAUGGUUCGAGAUCUGAUGGCGAAAGGAAAGCAAUAAGACCAUGAAAUCCUUUCUACAUAAUUAUGCAAGGAUACAUCGUUUCAGCAUUGAAUAUUUACUAAUCAGAUAAAGGGUGUAAAAUAAGGAUCAGUUUUAGUGGUUGAUUAAAGUAGAUAACAGUUGCGAGUAUUCAAGCAUAUUUAAGGUAGUUGAAACUAUAAUAUGACUAACAAAAACUAUUAGCAGUAUUCGCAGGAUUAACUGAAUAAAGGAAUAAACUGGAAGCUAACCAAAAAAUUAUCUGACAUAAGAGGAGUAAAAAUUCUGUACACAUCCAUUAAAUACGUUUUUUAUA
This is a messenger RNA of Hermetia illucens (black soldier fly), 1130 nucleotides long. Its product is annotated as glutathione S-transferase 1-like. Gene Ontology annotation, molecular function: glutathione transferase activity. Gene Ontology annotation, biological process: glutathione metabolic process. The transcript is spliced from 2 exons. The coding region runs from base 161 to 832 and encodes 223 amino acids. The record is from RefSeq and is a predicted model, not a curated record. Lineage: Eukaryota; Metazoa; Arthropoda; Insecta; Diptera; Stratiomyidae.